AAUUACGGUUUGCUUUACUGUACAUUUUAAUCUAUAUUUAUCUAGAUUUGAUAAACAAUUCAAAUAGAUAUGAAAGAUAUUUUAUUCGUAAAAUAAAUACAUAUAACUUUUAACUAGGAUACAACGUCAAGAUAUAUGUGUAUAGUUUAACUUGCCAACUUAAAUUAUCCUACUGCCGUUAUGAAUGAAGUUGCUUAUUCUUACUGAACUAUACGUUAUUAUUAAUUCAAGUUAAAGCUAUCGUUUGCUUUAUGUCUUUAAAACUCUUAUCAGUAUGGAAAACACUAGCAGAGCCUCGUCCCCACAUGUCCCUCAUUAAGCACGAACCCUCAAUUGUUCUGGCAAAUUUUUACAUACAAUGUUAUCACUACACAGGCAACUGGUGAUCGACUGUUAGUUGGGGCAAUAGAUUUUGGAACGUCAUUUUCUGGUUGGGCAUUCUCUUUUAAACAUGAAAAUGAAAGAAGUCCCCCAGGUGCAACCGUUAAAAUUUGGAAUGCAGGAACGAUAACCACAGAGAAAACUCCGACGUGUUUAUUGCUGAAAGCGGACGGAACAUUUGAUUCAUUUGGCUAUGAUGCUGAAAAAAGAUAUGGAGAGCUCUCGGCCCAACAUCUACACUCGGAAUACUUCUUCUUCAGGCAGUUUAAAAUGAAGCCCUUUGAACCGUUUGGAAAGGGUAUUAAAAGAGAUAUGAUGAUACGUGAUGAGAUUGGAAAGCAGUUUCUAGCCAUAGAUGUGUUUGCAAUAUCGAUAAAAUACCUGGUAGAGAAUUUGAUGAAAAUUGUUAAUCAGCGAUUAGUAGGUAAAUUGUUACCCACUGAUAUCGGCUUGGUAUUAACAGCUCCUGCAAUAUGGUCAGAUGCAUCGAAACAGUUUAUGAGGGAGGCAGCGAUAAAAGCUGGCAUUGACAAUGACAAUCUUAGAAUCGCUCUGGAACCUGAAGCUGCUUCAAUAUAUUGCCGCCAUUUACCAUUAGAUGCACAAACUAGUGAGACUGAUCUAGCAAUAUCAAAUCUUCCCAUUGGUACCAAAUAUAUGGUUCUAGACGCAGGAGGUGGUACAAUCGAUAUCACAGUACACGAGGUACAAGAAUCUAACACGCUAAGGGAAGUAAGAGCAGCGAAUGGCGGUGCUUGGGGUGGAACAUUGGUGAACAAAGCAUUUGAGGAUUUCCUAAGGGAAAUUGUUGGUGAUAUGGUGAUCGAGUCUUUUAAAAUGAAAGAUACUGAAGAUUGGCUUUACAUGUCACUUCAAUUUGAAGCAAAGAAGAGACAGAUAGAAAUCAAAUCGCCUAGGUACAUCACCUUUCGUUUACCAUUAUCUCUGAUUGAAUUAUGUGAAAGGUUAAAUGGAAUGCAUAUUCGGGAUGCAGUUGCUGCCUCAAAGUAUGCUGAAAUAGUUGAUAUAGUCCGUGAUAAACUUAAACUCUCAAAAGUUGUUUUUUUCUAUAUGUUUGGUCAAACAUUACAAAGAACAGUUGAUCAUGUUAAGUUUUUAUUUAGAGAAACAACCAUUAGAGAAGUUGAUAUCAUUCUCAUGGUUGGUGGGUUUUCAGAAUCACAACUGCUGCAGCAAACUUUGAAAGAAGCAUUUCCGAAUAAAGAAAUAGUGGUUCCAUUUAACCCUUCAUCGUGUGUACUUAGAGGUGCCUUGAUGUAUGGUCAUACACCUUUGACGAUUAAUGGCAGAAUUCUAAAGUAUAAAUAUGGCGUAGAUUCAUGUAUAGACUUUAAAGAAGCUCAUCACCCAGAUAAGAAGAAAAUAAAUACGGAUGCCGGGCUUUGCUGUAAAGAUAAUUUUAUAAUAUUUCUGGCGAAAAAUACCGUUGUUAAAUCAAAUGAUACGAACAUCAAAAAACAAUUUACGACAGUUAAAAAGUAUCAAAAAGCAAUGGCUUUUAAUUGUUUCCUAUCAGAGAAGACAAAUCCAAGUUAUGUUGAUGAAGAUGGAUGUUUAAAAAUAGGAAAAAUUCAAAUAUAUCUUGACAAUCCUGACGACAGAUUAGACCGCACUGUUAGUGUCUCGAUGGCUUUUGGUGAUACAUAAAUUACGGUGGAUGCAGAGGAUAAAAGAACCGGGAAUAAAACAAGAGCAGUUAUCGAUUUUCUAGGAUAAAGCCGCAAUGUAAAUAAAAAAAUGAUACAACAUUCGUUGAAACCUAGAGCAAGGAAAAUGUGUAUAAUGAUAAGAAUACAUAUUUGACUUUCAAGGAUAUCAAAUAUAUUUUUCUUAUAUCAAUUCAUGGCAAGUUUUUCACGUGGCAUGCUAUGUUACGCCGCGAAAACUUUUUCUAACUCUCUAGAAUUAAAUCUUUUACUUAAACGUAGCUAGAAAAUAAUGAUAGUCAUAUUAUAAAAAAGAAAAUAAAUCUGUCUACUUUGAAAAUGUACGAGGGUUGUUCGGGAAGUUCUGGGAAUUUUGUCACAUCUCCUAUAUUUUUUGUUUCUAAGACGUAAUAUUUUGCACAUACUAAGAUUAGCAUAUCACGGAACUAUUCCUAAAAAUUGAAUAGAAUCAGACAACAAUAGCCGGAAAUAGCAGUAACCAUAGCAACACUAUAACGCCGCACCGGAGCAGUCCGACUCUAAAGAAAGUUAAAACGCGCUACACUAAUAAUAUUUCGUAAUUUUGAUAACGUAAAAAAUGCGCGAAAACGCUGGUCAGCAGCAAAACGUCAUGACGUCAUUUCCUGAAAAUAUCAUUACGAUAUUUUAAUUCUCAACGGAUCAACAUCGUUUUAAAGUUGUUGCCCAGAGCCACUGAGUAAACAACAUGACGUCGAUAGGUAACGUUGAAUUGCAAAGCAUCGUGAAAUUUUGUGUUGCGCUGGAAAAGUCUUCCACAGAAACAAUGAAAAUGAUCAAUUCUACAGGAAAAUACAAGAAAUGCAGUCCGGCUACAGUUAGAGAUCAGCCUCUUGGGGUUUAAGAUCUUAGAGCACCCUCCAUACAGCCCGGACCUCGCUCCGAUGGACUUCCGUGUGUUCCCGGAGCUCAAAUCACAGCUGCGUGGAAAACGCUUUGACUCAGCUGACGAUCUUGUUAAGCAUACGCAAGCUAUAGUCUCGUCCUUUACUGAUAGCUGGUACGUGGAAACAUACAAUUAGUGGAUCAGCCGAGACAGGAAAUGCAUUGAAAGUGCAGGUGACUACGUUGAAAAGGUGCGACGAUCGAUGGACUUUAACGUCGCAUAACGUUGCAAAUGACUUCGGCGUGAUCCGGGUGUUUGUUAUAUGGUUAUUUACUAUCUUUAUUAUGUUUUAGUUUCUGUGUGUAUGAUGAUGAUAUUUUCAGAUACUGUACAGUAUAUAUUAAAAUAAAUGCGUAUAUAUUUAUAUUUACGCUAACCCGACUACAACGUGUGCUAUAAAACAAUUCUCAGAACUUCCCGAACAACCCUCGUAUAGUUCAUCGUUACAUACAAACAUUUGUUUACAUACAUUAAUUUGAUUAAAUGUGACAUUGAUACAUAACAUGGUAUUAUUAAUUUCAUAUAUUUGUUAACAUACAAAUAUAUAUAUACAGGUAUUUUGCUGUGAUUAAAAAUAAUAUAUUCCAAUGUAAUUUUCUUUAAGAUAUCCAUCUUUAAUGAAUAACUUUGAAAAUCAAAUGCAUUUUUACAAUAAAUUGCUAAUCUGUUUAAAAUAUUUAAACUUGCAGAAUUUUACUACUUAAUAAAUUUUAACAUACUAAGGCGUGUAUGAUUUUUUUUGGAAUUAAAUGUAUUCUCAUUGUAGUAAAAGCUUUAUCAUUACACUGAUAUAGCUGGCAGUUCUUAUUAUUUCUAUCAAUGUUUCAAUAUCUAACAGUUUUAAUAAAAAGUUGAUGAAACGAAAACACGUUAUAUAGGAAGAGUAGAUCUUCAACAUUGAUAUUUCAUCUUUUUAGUUCUUAAUCAAUUUAUAUAUAUAGCUGACACUUUCGGGUUCGAAUUACCAGAUCGUUGAAAAAAUUAAAAAGGGAACAAAAUGUCUAAAGUAAGUAUGAACAACGGUUAAAAGGAUACCAUGAACAUUUAAAGCUACUUGUGUAUAUUUAUGUUAUAAAAACAAAACAUCGCUUUUGGUCCGAGGAUAGCACCAACCAGUCACUGUACUGAAUACACACUGUACCUUAAAACUCUUGACUUUGUGUCAAGUGCCGUGUGGCAGCUGUAAAACGUUGCCCCGUACUUCAGUGUUGUUAUAUUCUGGUCCUUCGGGAUCAUUGAUGUCGGCACGAAUUAAGUACCGCUCAAACCGGUGCUAGGGGCGUGAGGGAUGUUGCACUUAUUCAUUAUCCCUCAUGUACAGACUCAAUCAAACCGAGUCUGCAAUAAUCAUGUAAUUAUGUUGCGAUUAAUUCUUCCGAGGGAUCAAUUUGUUUCCAGAUUUUUACUACUUUGCUCUACCUAUGUUGUGCUUUGUUUCAAAGAUCUCACAUUUCAUAAUCAUGGUGAAACAUUUUCUCCCUGCAGGAAAUAUUGUUAAUCUCAAUCAGCUACCAAGUUUACUAAGCUGAAGGAGAAUCAUGUUUAAAACAGUAAGACCUAUGAGCAGGUUUUACGUUAACAAAAUGUACAAUUCGCAAAAUAAAUUAAUUAUUUGACUUUAAUUUACAUUGUAAUUAUAUGACAUAUGAAGCUUGAUUAAAAUGUCUUCCUGUGUAGCAAAAAUACUUCAACGCAAUAUAACCUCUAGUUUUAAAAAAGGAAUGCCGAACGGUUAGGUUGUCGUUUCUGCGUCAUCUGGAUUUAUGUGACGAUCUUUGUCUUCACGGACAAUCCCCGAUGCUUUUUGAUAGGUUCUACUGAAAAAAAAGAAUGUUGUUUGACUGUUUAUCUAUAGAUAAAAGUUAUUAAAUUGGAGUGCCUCUUAAACAAAAGAUUUUCAUGUUAAACUAUGAAUAUAAUGCUUCAUACAAUUUAAACUUUUAAACUGUUGACUAAAACCUAGCCCUUGCAAACUAAAAUGUCAGAGACGUAGUAUGAUUUUGUCAUCGCCCAUAUCGUGAA
Molecule: messenger RNA, 4995 nt
Organism: Ruditapes philippinarum (Manila clam)
Lineage: Eukaryota; Metazoa; Mollusca; Bivalvia; Venerida; Veneridae
Product: heat shock 70 kDa protein 12A-like
Exons: 4
Coding region: 652-2049 (465 amino acids)
Molecular function (GO): ATP-dependent protein folding chaperone; ATP binding
Source: RefSeq, a predicted model, not a curated record